Boleophthalmus pectinirostris (great blue-spotted mudskipper) is the source of this 2349-nucleotide messenger RNA. Its product is annotated as cyclic AMP-responsive element-binding protein 1. Gene Ontology annotation, cellular component: ATF4-CREB1 transcription factor complex; nucleus. Gene Ontology annotation, molecular function: DNA-binding transcription factor activity, RNA polymerase II-specific; protein binding; cAMP response element binding. Gene Ontology annotation, biological process: regulation of transcription by RNA polymerase II. The transcript has 8 exons. Bases 186 to 1133 code for a protein of 315 amino acids. The record is from RefSeq and is a predicted model, not a curated record. NCBI's taxonomy places the organism in Eukaryota, Metazoa, Chordata, Actinopteri, Gobiiformes, Gobiidae.
CUCUCGGCUGCUGUCGAUAGAGCUGAUUUCUGUGCUGCUGUCGUCGUGCGCCUCGUCCUCUCCGUGUUGUUGUUCUCGGUGACGCGACGGAGGUGUAGCCUGACGCGGUCUCUUACGUGUCGGUCUGAAUAAAAGUGGAGCUCCGUGGACCCGGGAGUGACGAAGCGAGUGUGUGCUGAUUGUAAAUGAGCAUGGAGACUGGUGCAGAAACACAGCAGGGAGAAACUGCUGUUGCUGAGUCCGAAGCCCAACAAAUUACACUGACCCAGGCAUCCAUUGCAGCGGCUCAGGUUUCCUCCAGCAGUCCCACAGUGACCCUGGUGCAGUUACCCAACGGGCAGACGGUACAGGUGCACGGGGUCAUCCAAACCGCACAGCCAUCGGUCAUCCAGAGUCCACAAGUACAGACUGUUCAGAUUUCCACAGUUGCAGAAAGUGAGGAUUCGCAGGAGUCCGUAGACAGCGUGACCGAUUCUCAAAAACGACGGGAGAUCCUUUCGAGGCGCCCUUCAUACAGGAAAAUCUUGAACGACCUGUCAUCAGACGCUCCAGCAGUGCCUCGCAUCGAAGAGGAAAAAUCGGAGGACGACACUGCACCAGCCAUCACCACCGUCACCAUGCCCACACCCAUCUACCAGACCAGCAGCGGGCAGUACAUUGCCAUCACUCAGGGCGGGGCGAUCCAGCUCGCCAACAACGGCACAGACGGAGUCCAGGGCCUCCAGACCCUGACCAUGAACGCGGCCGGAGCCCAGCCAGGGGCCACCAUCCUGCAGUACGCCCAGACCAGCGACGGACAGCAGAUCCUCGUGCCCAGCAACCAGGUGGUCGUACAAGCGGCCUCCGGAGACGUGCAGGCGUAUCAGAUCCGCACGGCCCCCACCAGCACUAUCACUCCCGGGGUUGUGAUGGCAGCCUCCCCCGCUCUGGGAGGAAGCGGCACCGAGGAGGUCACACGCAAAAGAGAGGUCCGCCUUAUGAAGAACAGGGAGGCAGCUCGCGAGUGCCGCAGGAAGAAAAAGGAGUACGUAAAAUGCCUGGAGAACCGCGUUGCCGUGCUGGAGAACCAGAACAAAACCCUCAUCGAGGAACUGAAAGCGCUCAAAGACUUGUACUGCCACAAAUCGGAGUAGAGCCGGCGCCUGCAGAGGGCUUCGCAGGCGCCCGCCCUUACCCCUGUACAGAGCCCCUCCCACUUUUCUACUUUCUUUUUUUAAAAACUGCUCCGAAUAUCACAACACACACAAACACACACACACGUGCGCGCAUCAUGAUCUGGAAAUCUGUUCUCAUGUCUCCCCAUGUAAGAAGGGUGCGGUGAUGUUUGGAAGAGCAACAAAGGGACGACGCUGACUGCUGCCUGGGACACACGGACACAUCACCAGCCAUGGGGGACCGCCUACUCACCGUCAAGCACCACAUUCUCUCAACACGAGCUGUACUGUGUCACUAACGCUUCGACAGUAGGCCGGACAUUUUAUCUCUAAGCUGUGUUUCUCUUCUAUUACUUUUUUAAGUGCUUGCAUCACGCCAUCAAUGUUGUUAUUAUUUUUUUACUUAACUUGCCUUGAACAAACUUGUGAAACGUUGAGUUGUAAGAUGCUUCUUGAUGUCAACGCAGCUUUACAAAUAUUAGAGGGCUUUGAAAAUGGUUUGAAAAAAAAUGAAGAAAUGAAGAAAAAAAUCGAUUUCGUUUCCCAACAGCGCCGGGCUCAUUGCGUUUGGUUUUUAAAAACAUUUUAAGAUUUGUAAAAUAGUUGAGAGUUGUACAGUUUUCUAUUGAGAAGUUCUAUAUAGGAUCGAAAAAGGAAAGGCGCAUGUGUAAGAAAUUAACGAUUUACUUUGCACACUUUUUUAUCGCUAUCGGGAUGUUUUUAAAGCGGAAAACCAAACGCAACGAGCCGCGCCACGCUUCGAGAACUUGGGAGAAAAGUCAUUGCGAAAUAUUACAAAUCCCAUAUCAUAUUUGGCUCUCUGAUUUCUCGUAACAUCUGCACUUUUCUUGCAUAUACAAUCCUUAAACAUUUCACAUCAAUGGCAAAAAAAAUAUCUGCCAACUUUAUAAAGCUCGAAAAAUCCAUAUAUAGAUUUUUUUUGUAUAGAAUUAUUAUCAUGUUGCCUGGUUGCAUUUAAGAUUUUGUCCAUCUACGUCCCAAUAAGGUUAUGAAUUGCGACCAAAAUUAAGAGAAUGGGAAAGUAAACAGAUUGCCAUAUUGUAUUAUUUAGGUAUUGUAUAUUGCUUUUUACGUCGCUCUUCAUUAAUUUUGUAUGUUAUGUAUAAAACAGUACAUUGUUAGCGCAUCAAAUAUUACAUUUCUGGCAGCUGUUAAUAAACGUGUUUCUGGUAAA